Plasmopara halstedii is the source of this 1719-nucleotide messenger RNA. RefSeq names its product Domain of unknown function DUF4524. The transcript has 2 exons. The record is from RefSeq and is a predicted model, not a curated record. NCBI's taxonomy places the organism in Eukaryota, Oomycota, Peronosporomycetes, Peronosporales, Peronosporaceae. The coding region runs from base 1 to 1719 and encodes 572 amino acids.
AUGCAGGGAGCGAAACGCCGUCGAUGCGUGCUGCUGAUGGAUGGAUCUGCUAUCGGAUGCUUCCAGCGCAACGCACUCGAGACGCACAUCAUUGUUCUCGAAGCCUCAGGUCACACGUACUCCUACAUCCACCCCGACGGGACUCGCACUAGACACUUGACGCCAACUGCACUUUCAAGCCAUCGCCCCUUUGUGCUUGACACACUAAAUUUUCGCAACAGACUUUCGCUUCACGCACCGUAUGUGUGUCUGCAGCUUAUGGACACGAGCACUGUACGACGUCAGCAUCGAGUACGAGCACCACGAGCAACUUGGCCAUGUUUUGAGGGAAAGACAAAUGUUUCAAAGCUGUAUAAUGACCAGAAGAAGUGCUUGGAGAUACACUCGAUCGAUGGUUCAGCUAAAGUGCAGCUGCAUCUCAGUGGCAAGCUCGUUGAUAUUUUUUGCGUUUUGGAAGUAAAAAUGUCAGAUGAAGACUUAGACGAGAGCAGUAGCUACGCAUACUACACAACGAUUCAUCAGUCCUUUGCUGUAAAUGAGACGCCAGAAAGCUUCCAGUUUCCAGUAAAAUUUCUUUUGGCAGCAAAAGAUGCUUGGGAUCAAGACCGGAACGCAGAAAUGGAGUAUGACGAUAAGAGCAUUUCAGUAUCACAAUGGCCGAGGAAUGGGGCAUUUGCUGCACGACCAUCGUUCCCGGUCAUUGCCACGCGACUCAAUGACACUGAAUGUAACGAAAGUCGAAGUGAUUGUUUGCCAUUAGUCGAGAUACUGCGUGUUGCUACAAAGCCUUCAAAAUAUAUGUACAAGCGUGUUGUGGCCGAGAUUCUCGGUGAUAACACAAUGGUGUUUAUUGAUCGCAGAAUGUAUAACCUCCAGCCAGAAGUUGUGGUUCAAUUUGAUUGUAAAAGCUCAUUAUUGACAGCAUGUGGUGGCUUUUUCACUUUAUAUGACGAUCGUGGACAAUCUCGGCAUCGCUUCACACGCGAAACAAUUCCACCGCCAACUACAGUCAGCUAUAGCUGCUUAAGUGGUUCAAUCACAUCGCUGUGUCAGCACAUCGAUUAUGUGCUUCAGGCUUUUAAAGACACAGCUCGAAUGCAUAACCUAAGUGCCUUGUCAUCGGCUUUUACGCAAUCUGACGAGAUCGAAAUAAUCGAGGAAGCCAAGAAUGAGCUCGGUCGCUUUCGUGCGUUUCGUGAUGGUCGAAUUCGUGUGGCGUUUGCAGAUCGCACAAUCCUUCAAAUUGAUCCGCAUGGUGAAAAAUGCUCGUUCCUCUUUUCAGACGGCACGUCAGGUCAGACCACACUAGCAUCAGCACCAUUGCGCCAUCGCUACUAUAUCUAUGAGGCACUGGAUUUCGGUGAUUGGGCCUUUUCAUCUAAAGAAGAGCGAAUUCUAAGUCAUGAGAGACGGCAAAAAGCUCAAGCUAUUACUAGUCAUGAGCUCCAACGAAUUCAUGUGCGCUGCGAGAUGAACAGCAAGGUGAAUAUGUCGGUGCAGACACUCAGCACGGAUAAGAAGGAAACACGUGCACCUUGUUCAUUCGACUUAUCGAUUCACGGUGAAGUGCAAAAGAUUCAAGCAGCUACUCAAGCUCAUAUCGCGUCUGUCAAUAUGAGUUUACAAGCAGCAUUUGUGGCAGCCAAGAUUGACACUGAAGGCCAUCAAACCGGUUUGAAUGACGCAAAAUUUGAUCAAAUGGAACUGUCUAUCUCAUAA